Molecule: messenger RNA, 5004 nt
Organism: Sus scrofa (pig)
Lineage: Eukaryota; Metazoa; Chordata; Mammalia; Artiodactyla; Suidae
Gene: ERGIC2
Product: ERGIC and golgi 2
Biological process (GO): endoplasmic reticulum to Golgi vesicle-mediated transport; retrograde vesicle-mediated transport, Golgi to endoplasmic reticulum
Cellular component (GO): endoplasmic reticulum; COPII-coated ER to Golgi transport vesicle; membrane
Source: RefSeq, a predicted model, not a curated record
CGCGAUAUUUCCGGGUGAACGGGAGCCCGGGCCGCCCGGGCUUCUGUGAAACAUGGCGGUCGGCUGGGACCGUAACACAAGGAAAAUUAUAUACAUGAGAAGCAAAAUUAUAACCUGAUGGCCACUUUUGAGCAUGGAGUCAAGCAAGAGCAUGACUAUAUGAAAGAAGAAGAAGAAGGUUUUCCUGAAGAUGAGGCGACUGAAUCGGAAGAAAACCUUAAGUUUGGUGAAAGAGUUGGAUGCCUUUCCAAAGGUUCCUGACAGCUAUGUAGAGACUUCAGCCAGUGGGGGUACAGUUUCUCUAAUAGCAUUUACCACUAUGGCUUUAUUAACUAUAAUGGAAUUUUCAGUAUAUCAAGAUACAUGGAUGAAGUAUGAAUAUGAAGUAGACAAGGAUUUUUCUAGCAAAUUGAGAAUCAAUAUAGAUAUUACUGUUGCCAUGAAGUGUCAAUAUGUUGGAGCAGAUGUAUUGGAUUUAGCAGAAACAAUGGUUGCAUCUACAGAUGGUCUAGUUUAUGAACCAGCAAUAUUUGAUCUUUCACCACAGCAAAAAGAGUGGCAGAGGAUGCUGCAGCGAAUUCAGAGUAGACUGCAAGAAGAACAUUCACUUCAAGAUGUGAUAUUUAAAAGUGCUUUUAAAAGUGCAUCAACAGCACUUCCACCAAGGGAGGAUGAUUCAUCACAGCCUCCAGAUGCUUGCAGAAUUCAUGGUCAUCUGUAUGUCAAUAAAGUAGCAGGGAAUUUUCACAUAACUGUGGGCAAGGCAAUUCCACAUCCCCGAGGUCAUGCACACUUGGCAGCACUUGUCAACCAUGACUCUUACAACUUUUCUCACAGAAUAGAUCAUUUGUCUUUUGGAGAGCUUGUUCCAGGAAUUAUUAAUCCUUUAGAUGGAACUGAAAAAAUUGCAUUAGAUCACAACCAGAUGUUCCAAUAUUUUAUUACAGUUGUGCCAACAAAACUACAUACAUAUAAAAUUUCAGCAGACACCCACCAGUUUUCUGUGACAGAAAGGGAACGUGUCAUAAACCAUGCUGCAGGCAGCCAUGGAGUCUCUGGGAUUUUUAUGAAAUAUGAUCUCAGUUCUCUGAUGGUGACAGUUACUGAGGAACAUAUGCCAUUCUGGCAGUUUUUUGUAAGACUCUGUGGUAUUGUUGGAGGAAUCUUUUCAACAACAGGCAUGCUACAUGGAAUUGGAAAAUUUAUAGUUGAAAUAAUUUACUGUCGUUUCAGACUUGGAGCCUACAAACCCGUCAAUUCUGUUCCCUAUGAAGAUGGCCACACAGACAACCACUUACCUCUUUUAGAAAAUAACACACAUUAGCGCCUCCCAAGUAAAGGAGAAAAACUUUUUGCCUGAGACAUAAAACCUUUUUUAAUAAUAAAAUAUUGUGCAAUAUAGUCAAAGAAAACAUGAAUUAAGAAGCAGGAUUCUCACAUAGAGAAAAAAAGAAAAAAAACCCAAACUGAAUCCUAUACUUGUCGUGUCUGUUACAAAUGUCCCAGAAGAAAUUAUGCAGCUAAUCUAAUCAGUGAAUAAGCCCAACUGGAGUAUUGCUUUGAAGAUGACCCCUUCUGAUAUUUUCAUAGCAAAUGGGCUGUAUCGAAAUCAGACCUUCUUGAUGACAAAGAGCCUGAAGGAAAGAAGCAAACCACAUUUAAAGAAAAAGGCAUUGAUAAGUGCAAAUGUUUGCAUCUCUUUGUUUUUAAAAGAUAUGGUGUCAGAAUAAAAUAUGUAAAACAUAUGGAAAACUAGUCUAAACUUUAAAAAAGUGUGGUCAGGUCACAUUUUUAAUAAAGGAAAAGAGGGAGGUGUUCUUAUGUUAUAGCCAUAUUACUGUUAAGCCAUAAUGACAAGACCUUUUACCUAGUAAUUUGGUCUUAGGACUACUUUUCUUUAAACUCUUGCUGUUGACUUUUCUGAUUAUUCAAGGCAAGGUCGUGAAAGACUAAGGUAAAUUCUUAUAAGGGGCAGGUCCAUAGAUGCUGUAGUAUGUAACAGAGGUAUUACUCACAAAUUAUACAGUGGGCACUUAUAUAGGGAGAAGAAAGUACAUGUUUAAAAAAGGUGCUGAGUAAUUCUCGCCAUGGUACAAUGGGUUAAGAAUGACUGCAGUGCCGUGGGUUGCUGUGGAGGUAUGGGUUGGAUCCCCAGCCCUGUGCAGUAGUUUAAAGGAUCCAGCAUUGAUGCAACUGUGGCUUGGGUCAUGGCUGAAGCUCAGAUUCAGUCCCUGGCUGGGGAACUUCCAUAUGCCUUGGGUGUGGCCAUAAAAAGAAAAAGAUGCUGAGUUUCCUCAUCUGAUCCUUAUUAUUGGUAUACUUUAGGAGUAAGGGAUGAGUAAUUAAAAGAUCUACUAAUGAUAAAAAUUAUCAUUUUAUCAUCAGUAAAAUAUUAAGAGGAAAAAUAGAAUAUUUUGUAUGUGUUGUGAUGAGUGGGCAACAGGGUAACUUUAAGUAAAAUAGAACUCUGAGGCAAAUAUUUUAAGUAAAAUAAGAUAAUAUCAGCUCUGAGAGGUUAUCAUAUUAAAACAAUGUCUGUUAAAUUGUAAAACUGUGUUAUGAAAGAAGUAUAUGCAGAGUGUCCUGAAUGUGACAUGGAUUGUGUUAGUCUAGCCUUCUUAGUAUUUUAAAGGUUGAUUUUAAAUUUCUAAACUGUAAAAGAUUAAAAAUAAUGAGAGAGGUAUAUUACUCAGAUACCUUUAAAAACUAAAUUUGGAAUGUGUGUGCCAACAUCAUUUUUCCUUUUGUAGUACUUAAUGAUAGUAGAAGAAUCAUCAGUCAGUUUUCAUGAUUUAAAUCAUUUAGGGAAGUGGGGAAUAAAAGGCUAAGACUAAGAGACUAGAUUUAAAAUGGUGGUUUUCAGAGAAUAGGACAUCACAAGUUAAAAGUUUUUCAAAUUUCUUUUACAAGGUAAAAGAAAAAAAUAUUUCCUUGAAAAUGAUUGGGGCAGAUAAUGUAAUGAAGAGAAGGAGAAAUACUGAUAAAACUACUUUGCAGUUAAAGUGUAUGUAGAAUGGUAUUUUGCAAAUAAUAACAGAAGCAUCAUUGUUUAAAAUAUAGUUUAUCAUUAAGAACCAUUAGAUUAAUUGAUUAAGUAGGUGACAAACAUGCUUUGAAAAUUUUUUGAAUCCAGAAAAUUCCAAAUAAUGAAUGGCCUUCUCUGUAUUUCUGAUUUCUUUAUUAUUUCCAAUGAAGUUAGACUAGGAAAAGGAAUUUUAAUCAGAAAGAAUUAGAAUUUUAGCUAUUUUAGACUGAAGGUUGGUUCUGUGAAUCUGCUUGUCAGAAAGUUCAACUAAGUUUCAGGUUUUUUUAAAAUAGGAAAAGUGGAAUUCCCGUGGCGCAGCGGUUAACGAAUCCGACUAGGAACCAUGAGGUUGCGGGUUCGGUCCCUGCCCUUGCUGAGUGGGUUAACGAUCCGGCGUUGCCGUGAGCUGUGGUGUAGGUUGCAGACGCGGCUCGGAUCCCGCGUUGCUGUGGCUCUGGUGUAGGCCGGCGGCUACAGCUCCGAUUGGACCCCUAGCCUGGGAACCUCCAUGUGCCGCUGGAGCAGCCCAAGAAAUGGCAAAAAGACAAAAAUAAAUAAAUAAAUAAAAUAGGAAAAGCUAUAUUGAUUUAGAAUUAUUUUCUUUUAAUUCGCAUUAUAAUAGUAUCUUUAAGAAGGAUUUUAAAAUUAUUUUGGCAUAUAUAUAUAUAGUUUCCAUAUAUAUAUGUUUUGUUUUCAUGUUCUACAAAUACCAUAUUAAAAUUUUAAUGGAAUUAAUCUGUCCCAUUAAAACUGACUAUAAAAGGAAUUUCUUUGAAACAAAAUCCUACUUUGCCAUUGAUUCCAUUUUAAAAGUUAAAGAUUUCCAUCUGAAACUCCUCAAAUAAUCAGAGUCAGAUUUGGGACAGUCUAAGUAUUGAGUUUCUGACCAGUUCUUUGUAUAGUGGAUGAAAUAUACUAGCGUGUUAAGAUAUAUUAGGGCUUUUUACUCAACCACGUAUUUCAUUUCCAUUGCAUAGAACACCCUACCACCUAUUAUGUAGCCUGGGCUUAUGCCUGGGCUUAUGCCUGCCUCCAACAGAAUACCUAACUUUAUUACUCAGUCCUUUUUAUUAGGGAAUUCAUGAUAUCUGUAUGUACAUAUUCCAUCCAAAUAUUUUAAAAGUUGAGAUCUCAAAUUUUGUGAAGUGAGUUUUUUUAACUGUGUUUGCAUACUUUGGCCUGUAAAAAGAGAUGAAAUGUUUAGGUGAUUAAUUCUCUGCUGCAUUAUUUGUAAACUUCAAACUACCUCUUUGGAAAAGCUUGACACAAUAUUACAAAAUUAUUCUAAUUUUUAACUUAGAUGAUUAAUACUACACUUUUCUCAUAUACAUUUUAUGAUAUAAAGCACUGGAUUUUUAUGGUAAAUUAUUUACUAGUGCAAAAUUUAUAAUCUUUAACGCAAACUUAACUUUGGAUUCAUAAAGUAAUAACUAAGAUCACCUAAUUUUUUAAUGGUAUAAGUAGAGCUAUAUUACACAUUGUCUUUCUAUGUCUUGGGUUAGUAAUUCAAGUAUCAAAAAGUAAAUUUAUAUUCAUCUUCUUUGCUUCAAAAUUAAAACUUUGAAUCUUAAGUUUGAGAAACAUUCCAAUGAGCCUUAGGACUUUUAAAAUCUCAUCAUCUCAUCAUGCCCUUUAGCCUCGUACUUAAGUUCUUCCCUUUCUGUUUGGAGCUCUAGCACAAACCUUCAAGCCAAAGUGAGUCACUCUUUGUCAGCAUUAUUCAAAUAGAUCACUGUCUCUUCACUACCUUAUGAUGCUUGGAUUAAUAUCCAAGUACUCUUUCUUUACUGUAGUUUCCCUUCCUUUUGAAAUAUCUUAGUGAUGAAAUCACUUAGAAUUAUUUUAAGAGUAGGAAACAAACUGCCUUGGAUAUUUUUUCUUACAGUUUUUGUUCUAAAAGGAAAAAACACAAAAGACUCAGUGUCUCAAUCGUAAACAUUUGGAUAAAAUAACAAAUAAAAUAACAAAUUAUACAGUGA